Podarcis raffonei (Aeolian wall lizard) is the source of this 889-nucleotide messenger RNA. It is a transcript of the gene PGAM2, whose product is annotated as phosphoglycerate mutase 2. The transcript has 3 exons. Gene Ontology annotation, biological process: glycolytic process. NCBI's taxonomy places the organism in Eukaryota, Metazoa, Chordata, Lepidosauria, Squamata, Lacertidae. Gene Ontology annotation, molecular function: intramolecular phosphotransferase activity. Bases 78 to 842 code for a protein of 254 amino acids. The record is from RefSeq and is a predicted model, not a curated record.
AUUCUGGGUCGUGGGUGGCUCAGGGCAGGGUUUUGAGCUUGACUUUCUGAGUGCAGCCUUCUUUUUCCACCAGAGCAAUGCCAACCCACCGGCUGGUGAUCGUGAGGCACGGCGAGAGCACCUGGAACCAGGAGAACCGUUUCUGCGGCUGGUUUGACGCUGAGCUGAGUGACAAGGGGAAGGAGGAAGCCCAGCGGGGGGCCAAGGCAGUCAAGGAUGCGGGCUACGAGUUCGACAUCUGCUACACCUCGGUGCUGAAGAGGGCCAUCCGCACCCUCUGGUACAUCUUGGACGGCACCGACCAGAUGUGGCUGCCCGUGAUUCGCACCUGGCGCCUGAACGAGCGCCACUACGGGGGCCUGACGGGCCUCAACAAGGCCGAGACCGCAGCCAAACAUGGAGAAGAGCAGGUCAAGAUCUGGAGGCGCUCCUACGACAUCCCACCACCCCCCAUGGAUGAAAAACACGAUUACUAUCAAAUAAUCAGCAAGGCACGGCGCUAUGCUGGUUUGAAGGCUGGGGAUCUUCCUUCUUGUGAGAGCCUCAAGGACACCAUUGCCCGGGCCCUGCCCUUCUGGAACGAUGAGAUUGCGCCCCAGAUCAAAGCUGGCAAGAGGGUGCUUAUUGCAGCCCAUGGCAACAGCCUUCGGGGAAUUGUCAAGCACUUGGAAGGUAUGUCUGAUGCGGCGAUUAUGGAACUCAACCUCCCGACUGGGAUUCCCAUUGUGUAUGAGUUAGACGACAACCUGAAACCUACGAAGCCCAUGCAGUUCCUGGGUGAUGAAGAGACCGUGCGAAAGGCCAUGGAGGCUGUGGCAGCCCAGGGCAAAGUCAAAAAGUGAGAGGAAGCGAGAAGAGGCACUGGUGAAAUAAACAUUUGAAAACCCCA